Rasamsonia emersonii CBS 393.64 is the source of this 1041-nucleotide messenger RNA. RefSeq names its product Septin. The record is from RefSeq and is a predicted model, not a curated record. Gene Ontology annotation, molecular function: molecular adaptor activity; GTPase activity; GTP binding. Gene Ontology annotation, biological process: cytoskeleton-dependent cytokinesis. NCBI's taxonomy places the organism in Eukaryota, Fungi, Ascomycota, Eurotiomycetes, Eurotiales, Trichocomaceae. The coding region runs from base 1 to 1041 and encodes 346 amino acids. The transcript has 6 exons. Gene Ontology annotation, cellular component: septin ring; septin complex; cell division site.
AUGGCUUCCGCUGCUGCGAACGCGUCGUCACAGCCGGCCACGGUCUUUCCUCGCAGCCAUGUCGGUUUCGACAGCAUUACGUCUCAGAUUGAGCGGAAGCUCCUGAAGCGUGGCUUUCAGUUCAAUGUCAUGGUUGUUGGUCAAACUGGUCUGGGGAAGUCGACUCUGAUCAACACCAUCUUCGCCUCGCACCUGAUCGAUUCCAAGGGUCGUCUGACCCCUAAUGAACCAGUUCGUUCGACUACUGAGAUCCAGACCGUCUCGCACAUCAUUGAGGAGAAUGGUGUGCGUCUGAGGCUGAACAUUGUUGAUACCCCCGGUUAUGGUGACCAGGUGAACAACGACCGAUGCUGGGACCCGAUUGUGAAGUACAUUAAAGACCAGCAUUCGGCAUAUCUCCGAAAGGAGCUUACCGCACAGCGCGAGCGUUACAUCCAGGACACUCGGAUUCACUGCUGCUUGUUUUUCAUCCAGCCAUCCGGCCAUGCACUGAAACCAAUUGACAUCGUCGUGCUCAAGAAGCUGUCUGAUGUUGUCAAUGUCGUUCCCGUUAUUGCGAAGGCUGAUUCCCUGACUCUUGAGGAACGACAAGCCUUCAAAGAGAGAAUCAAGGAAGAAUUUGCCUUCCACAACCUGAAGAUGUAUCCCUACGAUAACGACGAGCUCGAUGAUGAGGAGCGCGCCAUGAAUGCUCAGAUCAAGGACAUCAUUCCCUUUGCAGUUGUUGGUAGCGAGAAGAACAUUGUCGUGAACGGAAAGCAGGUUCGGGGCCGUCAGAAUCGCUGGGGUGUGAUCAAUGUCGAGGAUGAGAACCACUGCGAAUUUGUUUACCUUCGAAACUUCCUCACCCGUACCCAUCUCCAGGAUCUUAUCGAAACCACCAGCCAGAUCCACUAUGAGACGUUCCGUGCCAAGCAGCUGCUGGCUCUGAAGGAGAGCAGCGCUACCGGAGGUCACAAUACCGGAAACCGGCCCAUCAGUCCAUCUGCCGACCGAGAACUCAGCCGUAACUCUCAGAGAGUGACCAUGAACGGCUACUGA